Messenger RNA from Platichthys flesus (European flounder), 7200 nucleotides. It is a transcript of the gene akap1b, whose product is annotated as A kinase (PRKA) anchor protein 1b. Gene Ontology annotation, molecular function: RNA binding. The transcript has 11 exons. Bases 237 to 2819 code for a protein of 860 amino acids. Lineage: Eukaryota; Metazoa; Chordata; Actinopteri; Pleuronectiformes; Pleuronectidae. The record is from RefSeq and is a predicted model, not a curated record.
GAGGAGCGUGCUAGUCAGUAGCAUCUGCAGCAUGUCCACACCGUGCGACUUAGUUCAAAUCCUCGCACGGAGGCGUCACACACGCACAUCGUGAGAAAACACCGGUUGACUGACAUCGCCCACGGGUCCCUGCGAGCUGUCUGCGGUGCCCGGUGCCGCUGGAGGGGCGCAGUGAUCCCAUGUCAUUGAAACGACUAGCCCACACAUCUCUGUGUAGCUGCUAGUGUCCUGAGGAAAUGCCGCUGAGGUUUCGCGCUGUUGUACCCUACACGCUUCCCGGAGUACUCGCACUUAUCGGCUGGUGGUGGUACAUCUCGCGGAAGAAAGAGCGGCUCAUCAGUCUUGGCAGCCCUGAGGAGGCGCCGACUGACAUAGGCCUUCGAACAUCUUCAGCAGAGGGUAGCAAUGGUUUGAUUGAAAAAGGCACUGUAUCCCCCACAAUUGACACAGAAUGCCCAACCCACAGACCCCAAAAGGUCACUGACAAGAAAAGCGAUCCUGAGAACAUUUCCUUAAUCCAUGUCCUGGACAGCAAAGCAGCACCUUUACCAGAACUAAAUUCUGGAGAAGCUGCCUCUCUUCUUGGCAGAAUAAGGGGAGAGGAAGUCCAUAAUGCCUGUGUCUUGACGCAACCAGCAUUUGGCAAAGGCGACAGCCUGCAGGUGUCUUGGAAAGACCAUAAAGACCCAGAGACAAGCUCAUCACUUGGUUUGGUAACAGAGUUGGCGAUACACCAGCUCAAUGAACCAGCCUCUGCUCCAGAAGAAGAGGUCUUGCCUUGCCGGUCUAAUGAGGUCACCAGCUGCCCCCCCACAACAGCCUACCUGUCUGACGCAGAGAGGCCUGAGCCAGAAGGAGAAGUUGCAAAGUACCACAGCACUAUUAAUGCCCAAGAUGAGAUCAUUGUUUGUGCAGUCACCCCAGCCAAAGUGCAGAGAGGGAUCCGAUCAGAAGCUGACACUCUUGAAACGCCAUCGGCGCAGGCUUUUCAUCAACCUAUUCUAACGAGCACACCUGCAGAUACGGAUCCAACCUCCAUAGCCUCGACCAUUGCCCAAGACUCCAACACCUCAUCAGUGACCCCAGGGGACAUCCAAAUACACACCAGCAGUGAAGAGGAUCAGGAUCUGGAGCGUCUGGCAGCUGGACUCAUAUGUGGGGUCAUUUCGGCAGCCACUCAGGAGGUCCUUGGGGUUAACAUGUGCCAGGUCACAGACAACAGCCAGCUCAGCUGCAGCAGCAGCACACCACUGGCUAGCAGCAAACAACACUCCCAACAGGAGCCAAUCAUAACUGCACAGCAGGACCACCAUCAUCUACUGACAAGCUCCUCGCAGAUCAGCUGUGAGUCUCGAGAGGCAACAGAGAAAGAACAGCCAGGAAUGACUAAUGGAUGCUGCUCAGCUCCCUUAUGGGAGACCGCUGAGUUCAGGCAAAGGGUUCAUCAGACAAACACUCAGACAGGCCACUGGCCAACCCCAUCGCAGGAAGAAGCACAGAGUGUGCCACUGCUAAACACGCAACUGAAAGGUGAUGAAGUAGCCGUGCUGGCCGAGGACUCAGCAUGCAGCACAUGCCACUCUGAGGAUGGCAUCAGCAGCGAGGACCUUCAAAACAGCAUGUUCGAUAACCAAAUGGAUGUUAUCCAAGUUACAGACUUGUCAGCAAGAGAAGCCACACAGCCUGGGUCGCUGGUUGAGACUGCCACUGACACAUCAGUUUUGGACGUGACUGAAGAAAACUCUGUGGAUGCUGCAUGUGAAAUAAAGAGACUCAACGGAAUGGGCCUGAGGAAUGGAGCUCAUGGGACAUGUGAGGUGGAGACGGACCAGUCGGGAGGCUCUGAUGUGAAUAGUAUGGACUCAAUGGACAGUGGCUGCACCAUGGGUACUGGGGAAAGCCAGAGCAACCACGCUGUCCCCUCGGGCUCUGAGCUCAUCAUCUGGGAGAUCGAGGUGCCAAAGCAACUUGUCGGGCGGUUAAUCGGCAAGCAGGGAAGAUUCGUCAGUUUCAUCAAGCAAAACUCCGGUGCAAAGAUCUACAUCUCCACCCUGCCUUACACCCAGGACUUCCAGAUCUGUCACAUAGAGGGUACGCAGCAGCAGGUGGACAAAGCCCUGUCGUUGAUUGGGAAGAAGUUCAAAGAUCUGGACUUAACAAACCUAUAUGCACCCCCAGUGCCCCAACUCACAUUGCCAUCACUUCCUAUGACCUCCUGGCUCCUGCUCCCCAGUGGAGUGACAGUUGAAGUGAUAGUGGUGAACAUCGUGUCAGCCGGCCACAUCUUUGUCCAGCAGCACACGCACCCCACCUUCCACGCCCUGCGAAGCCUCGACCAGCAGAUGUUCCUCUGCUACUCCCAGCCUGGCACCCCGGCCCUGCCCUCACCUGCUGAAGUUGGUGUGAUCUGUGCAGCUCCGGCGGUGGAAGGUGCCUGGUGGAGAGCCCAGGUCAUCACCUUCUAUAAAGAAACCAAUGAGGUGGAGAUUAGAUAUGUGGAUUACGGAGGCUAUGACAGAGUGAAAAUCGAUUCAUUACGACAAAUAAGGUCUGAUUUUGUAACACUACCUUUUCAAGGUGCUGAAGUGCUGCUCGACAGCAUCGCCCCGAUUCCAGGAGAGGAUCGUUUUUCACCAGAGGCGACAUCGGCGUUGGAGGAGCUGACCAGAGGAGUGGCGCUGCUUGCACAGGUAUCGAACUAUGACAACAACACAGGCCUCCCGCUGGUCCACCUGUGGAACAUGGUCGGAGAGGAGGUGAUUUCAGUGAACCGUACCCUGGCAGAGAGAGGCCUGGGUUCUUGGGUGGAGGGAUUUUGAACUCCUAACAUGCUCUGAACUCGACACCACAGCAAUCUGGUAUCCUGACCCGUGCCCCCAGCCCUGCCACUGGAUCUAAGAAGAUUGUUCUUCCCGACUUUCUCUCAUCAUUUUUUUUUUUGUUUUCUUUUGUUGUGGUUGUCCUCGUUACCCUCCCUCAUUCCUUUUGAAAAGAAAAUUUAAAGAUUGUUUGCAGGCAUAAUCUAAAAGAACCCAGCACUGCUUUAAAAUGAGACAACCUCCCCCUCUUGUACUUGUACAAAAAGAACUCCAAGAAGGAAAGGGAAGAGGUACUUGGGAAAUUUUUUUUUAAAGAAAAAUCUAUAUUAUAACUAAAUAAAGGUGCAGCAAAUAUUUUUUCCUCCCCCAUCCUACCUUCAUUUUUGCUCUGGGCCUUUGCACUUUGACUGUGGAUCAUCAUGCUGUGUGGAAGGACUGGCGCCUCCAUCAGACUAUGUAGAGUGAGUUUCACUGACACAUCAGCUAGAGUCGCCUGUAGGGCUUUGCUUUUCAAACUUGACUCAGCAGAUGAUGUGGUCAGAGAGUCACCUGGAUGGAAUGAGGGGGGGCAGAGAAACUGAGACUGUUGACCCUGGUGGAGCACAGAGCACCCAGCUGGUCUGUUCAGCCCUGUGGCCUCAUGAGACAUGGACUUCUCUGGGGUCUCCCUCAAGAGCUGCAGCACCUCCAGCUCGUAUAGAGGAGCGAGCUGGUUGCCUCUGCUCUAUGACUCUCCACCAACUUUCACUGCGUUACAGAAGAACCAGGAAUUUCAAGCACCCAGACAACAAGCAGUUGAAAAGCUUUUCCCAGUGGAACUUGGAAAGUUGGGCAAUAGUUCUCAGUCAUUAUUUCCAAGGUGCAUUUUUCUAACGGCCUGUUCAAGGUGACAUCCAGCUGAUACGCUUCUUUGUGUUGGGCCUGUUUUACAUUUGUUCUCUUUUUAAAAACUGACUUUACUAUAUUGUAGUGGCUCUAAGUCCUAACAUUGAGUGUCCCCAAAGUCCUGAGACCUGAUGAUACACACUCACUGAGCACUUUAUUAGGAACACCUACCUAUUCACGCUGCAAUCUGUGGAACAAUCCAUAGUCAUGGAGACACAGGUCAGACGCUUCAGUUAAAUGUUCAGUGUGUAGAAUUUAGUGACAUCUAGUGGUGAAGGUGCAUUUGGCAGCUGAAAAGCCCUCACUUCACCCUCUCCUCCAAAACAUGAGAACAUGUGGUAGUUUGUCCAGUUUGGACGACUGUAAAAAAAACAACAUGGCGGCCUCCAUAGAGAUGACCUGCUCCUGUUGUACAUAUAAUGUAUUUAAAUAUAAAAGUCCCAUUCUGAAUUAAAGAAAAUAAACUUUAGAUGAACAUACACUAUUGAAAACAUCCCUAGGAUUAUUUUAUAUUAAAUUCCUGCUAAUCGAUCCCAUUCACCUGACUCCUACACACUGAACUUUUUAAUGUUCACAACAGAGUGACUAAAAAUCUGAUCCCUGGGAGUGUAGGGGCCAGAUCUGCUGGUUUGAGUAUUUCUGAACCUGCUGAUCUUGUGAGAUUCUCAGUUUCUUGUGUCCAAAUGGAGCCAAACAAUAUCCAGUGAACAGAAGCUCUGUAAUUUAUAAGCGAGGUCCAAGGACAAUGGUCAGACUGGUUAGGGCCAACAGAUAAUAUAACAGCUGCAGUAACUGAUGACCACUCUUAACUGUGGUGAUGAGAAUAGUGCCUCAAUCUGCAGCUGACCAAUCUGCAGAGAGGAACUAACCAGUGUGAGGGCACGGUCACACACACACACACAAAUGUUUCAGUGGUGAACCUUCGCCUCCAGUUCACUUCCAAUCUGUGUGAGCAAAGAGGUGAUUUACUGAAUUACUUCCUCUAGCGAGGCAGAUUGCAGCAUGGCAUCCUGUGGACAACUUUCACCCGCGAUACGUUCGACUGGCCAUCUGUGUGGUGUUCCCAACAAAGUGCUCAGUGGAUUUAUAUACAGUACAUUAGUGCACAAGAUAUUUCUAUGGAGAUCAAAAACACAAUCUGAAUAAUUUAGAUUUAGAAGAUGUUCAGCAACUAUUUCACGUCCCCAGGUUUAAUCCUAAUUCCAAAGAAAGUUGACUGUCAGCUGGUUGCAGCAUUAAUACAUUUUAUUAGUGAUUAAUGUGACGUAAGGGCAGACUGCUGCUGUUACGCUGACUUCAGUGAGGGACCCAUGAAAAAGGAAGUGUCACUGCUUCCCUCACUAUAGACCUGCUGCGUCGUAUGGCACAUUUUAAACUUAGCAAUGCACGACACUGACAGUUUUCAUCAGGCUGAUGCCUGUGUUCACUAGCAGAGCAGAGCCUUGUUCUUCACAUGUGGACAACAGUUAACUUUAUCUUUCAAUUCUUCAGAUAAUCACUACCUUAUGCCCAAACCUGAGGAAUGCUGAGCUGGUGUAGUGAAGCGUUAACAUUCGUGAUCCUGGAUAGAAAGUAUCAUGAAGCUGAUCUUCAGCUGACUCUUAACUCUGGGUUUUCCACUCUUGCUGUCAGCGUUAUUCAUGUGGAAGUUCAUCAUCAGAGACAUUGGCUUCUUGAGGUGAACAUUUUUAAUUUGAACAAAAUGCAACAGCAGAAAGAAGUAUUGAAAUAUUCAAAUAACAGCUAUGAAUUCAUGAGCAAUCAUCUGUUUUCCCUCUCUCUGGAGGCCGGGCAUCACUCUCAGAUGUUACAUGUGAGAAUUUAACAGUAAUCUGUCUGACCUGAAGGAUGCUCUUGUGAUUUAAUGGGAGCUAAUUAAGAGCAUGUGGAUUUAUUUGUCUAAUAAUAGACUAGGAAUACGAAAUAGGAAUAGGAAAGGCCUCGACUGCUGUCCACUUCAGGCACAAGUCAUUAUUAAUAUCUGUGCAGCCUGUGGUACCAUGGUAAUAUAUCCCAGUUAACUGUGAGCCAGAUUAGUGAUGCACAAAAAUGUGAAUAACAAUUUGAGAGGAAAAAAACGGGAUCAAACCAAGUCUGCUGAUUGAGAAACAGGAUGACUUCAGAUGGAUGACAUCUUGUUGAAGGGAGUUUGACAAGACACUCAGGGAUUAUUGUUCGCAGAUUAGUUACCAGGUUAAUGAUCUAGUAAACACGACAUAUGUUCAGAUGAAGAACAAGUUAAAACAUUAAAAGGGGGUUGAUGAGGACGAGGCCACGGUGUUGAUGUGAGGAUCUAUGAUAACUUUGGAUUUAAGAACCGGAUCUAGACGUGCUGAUGCUGGUCACCAAACCCCUGGAUUAGUUUAUCCACAUGUGAAGAACAGUGUCCUGCUGUGCUGGGAGCAUUUUACCACGGGUUUUAACUUCUAUCUCUUCAACUGUCUUUUCACUAUUGUAGACAUUUGUUUAUUUUUGUCAGACAUGUUCAUCAGUAUCAUGCAGUCCGACCUUCCCUGUGUUUGCAAAUAUAUACUAACAUUCGACUCAGCUGGACGUGGCUGAGUGAAGAAGGGAUUCCUUUCCACAUUAUGACUCUAAUUCUAAAUAAUGUUGGAUCGACAUAUGUCAUAGUUUUAAUGAGGUUUUUCAGUGGAAAAAAAUGUUAUUCUAGCAAUAAGGCAGCUUUAUUUGGACUAUUUGAAGGACAGAAUGUUGGGUGGCGGGGGGGGGGGGUAUUAACUGUUUAAAUAUCUGACACUCAUGUCUAGAAAGAUAACCGCUGUUAACGGUAACACACUGUAGGUAAUCAACACUUGUUCAGUUCAAUAAUUUAUCUCAGGAAUGGUUAAUAGGGUGAUGAAAGCAACAUGCACGAGGGCAGCUGAUGGUGGAUUGUGCUAGAAAACAUUGGAUAGUGACGUGCAGUAAGUGGGUCGUCCGUGUGUGUGUGUUGACCUCCUGACGAAGGUCAACACACGUCGGUGCUGGGAUCGGAGCAGUAGCCAUAUUGUCUGUCCCUGGCCUGUGUGCAUCCUUCCUGUUUCACAUGAACUCUGCUCCUCUCUCUCUCUCUCUCUCCUUUUUUUAAACAGGUGUUUAAAAUAACCCUCAUCCAUCCCGCCGCUGCCCCCUGCUGCCCAUAGACCCUGUAGACUAGUGUUAAUUUCUUUGUAAAUAAGAUAUUGGACUGUACUUUUCUAUAACACUGGAGAGAACAAGCUAUAAAGGGAACAUUUUUUUUUGUUUGGUCUGCUCUAGUUAAUCCCCCCCGCCUCCCCAGUCAACUCACUCACUGUUCUCACACCGUGGGACUGAUUUGUAAGUGUUUGCACAGCUAGACAAGUCAUCAUUUGAUUAUUUAAAUGGAUGUUAAGCUGUCGUUGCCUAAAAGCAUUUAACAUGUACAGAUCAGUUUUUUUGCUAGGCUCAUCUUUAAGUUUGAUUUGCUGAUUGUACAGAUCUAUUAGGGAGAAAAAAAUAAAAGUUAUUGAAAGUG